CGUGGACCCGAAGCGACGUCGCCUCUCCAUGUUGCUGCGCCGGGCUCUGAGUGCGUGGGAGCGGAGGUCACCGCGGGCGGGCGGCCUCCUCCUGCGGACGGUCUCCUGCUGCAGCGCCCGCUGUCGGCCGGUGGCAUCGUACCGGGACACGGUGCUUCUUCCCCGGACAGAGUUCCCCAUGAAACUGACCGGACAGAAGCUGCUGGACAGAGAACUGCAGAUCCAGAAAGACUGCGGCUUCGCAGAGCUCUACUCCUGGCAGCAGAAGAGAAAAGCCAAGAAAGAGUUCUGUCUGCACGACGGGCCGCCGUACGCCAACGGAGACCCCCAUGUGGGGCACGCGCUCAACAAGAUCCUGAAGGACAUCCGCAACCGCUUUGAGAUGCUGCGCGGGCGGCAGGUGCACUACGUCCCCGGCUGGGACUGCCACGGUCUGCCCAUCGAGCUGAAGGCCCUGGGCCAGGCGGGGCCCGGGGGCCUCAGUCCACUGCAGAUCCGACAGAAAGCUCGGAAGUUUGCGGAGGCGGCGGCGGCUCGGCAGAAGGCGGCGUUUCAGCGCUGGGGGGUGAUGGCCGACUGGGACCACUGCUACUACACCUACGACGGCUCCUACGAGGCGGCGCAGCUCAAGGUCUUCCAGGAGAUGCACAGCAAGAGCCUCAUCUACCAGGACUACAAGCCCGUCUUCUGGUCUCCGUCGAGCAGGACGGCUCUGGCCGAGGCCGAGCUGGAGUACAACCCCGAGCACGUGAGCCGCGCCGUGUACGCCGCCUUCCCGCUCCUCAGGGCCCCGGCGCCGCUGAGCCAAGCAGAGGGGGCCUCCGUGCUGGUGUGGACCACCCAGCCCUGGACCAUCCCAGCCAACCAGGCGCUGUGCUACAUGCCCAACGCUCAGUACUCGCUGGUGAGGAGGAAGGACAGCGGGCGGCUGCUGCUCCUGGCCAGUGAGCGCAGCGCCAGCAUGGCUGCUCUGCUGCAGACGGAGCUGGAGCUGGUGCACUCCCUGCCAGGCUCGCAGCUGGAGGGCGCCGUCUGCCAACACCCCACCAUCGCUGACAGGCAGGUGCCGCUGCUGCCCGCCAACCAUGUGACCAUGGGCAAGGGGACGGGCUUGGUCCACACGGCGCCGGCGCACGGCAUGGAGGACUAUGGCGUAGCCGCGCAGUUCCAGCUGCCGCUGGAGUGUGUGGUGGAUGAGGAGGGCAAGUUCACCGAGCUCGCCGGAGAGCAGCUGAAGUCUCUGCCUGUGAUGGCGGAGGGCACGGAGAAAGUCAUCUCCAUGCUGAGGGAGUGCGGCGCGCUGGUGGAGGAGGAGCGCUGCGUCCACAGUUACCCCUAUGACUGGAGGAGCAAGCAGCCGGUCAUCAUCAGACCCAGCAGGCAGUGGUUCAUCAACACGGCUUCACUCAAAGACAAGGCCAAGGAGGCGCUGCAGAAGGUCCGGGUCCUGCCCGAGUCGGCGCGAGGCAGCAUGCUGGCGCAUCUGGACAGACGGACGUACUGGUGCAUCUCCAGGCAGAGGAGCUGGGGCGUCCCCAUCCCGGUCUUCUACCACAGGGAGACGGGAGAAGCGCUCAUCAACAAACACACCGUGAGCCACGUGGCCCAGCUGUUCAGGGAGAAGGGCAGCGACUGCUGGUGGGAGCUGCCGCUGGAGACUCUGCUGCCGCCGGACGUCCUGAAGAAGAGCAAAGCCGGGUCGGCGGCGGACUACGUGCGAGGAGAAGACGUGCUGGACAUCUGGUUCGACAGCGGCUCGUCCUGGGCAGCGGUUCUGGAAGAACUGGACGAAGACUCUGAGGAGGCGGAGUCCAACCUGAGCUGGCUCCCGGCCUCGCUGCGCAAGCCUCUGGCCGCAGAAGCUGACUCCAGAGCAGACGCCUAUGUGGAGGGGAAGGACCAGCUGGGCGGCUGGUUCCAGGCCUCGCUGCUCACCAGUGUGGCCGUGCGGAACAAGGCGCCGUACAAGUCCCUGGUGGUGCACGGCUUUGCUGUGAGUGAGAAGGGGGAGAAGAUGUCCAAGUCUGUGGGCAACGUGGUGGAUCCGGACGUCGUCAUCAACGGAACGAAGGACGGAGGAGGCACGGCUUACGGCGCCGACGUGAUGCGCUGGUGGGUGGCCGAGUCCAACGUGUUUUCCGAGGUUCAGGUGGGACCCGCGGCGCUGAAUUCGGCCAGGGACAACAUCAGCAAGCUCAGGAACACGCUGCGCUUCCUCCUGGGCAACGUGAGCGGCUUCGACCCCAGAACGCAGGCGGUGGAGCCCAAAGACAUGCUGUACGUGGACCAGUACCUGCUGCACCUGCUGCGGGACUUCAGCAUGAAGGUCACCGACGCCUACAGCGAGUUUGACGCCGGGCGGGUGAUCCGGCUCCUCCAGGCCUUCGUCAGCAGGGAGCUGUCCAGCUUCUACUUCAGCAUCAUCAAAGACCGGCUGUACUGCGAGCCCCGGGACUCUCUGGGCCGCAGAUCCUGCCAGACCGUGCUGGAGGAGAUCCUGGACGGGCUCACCCGAGCCGUGGCGCCCAUCCUCCCGCACCUGGCCGAGGAGGUGUACGCCCACGCGCCGGGCCACCAGGAGGGCGAGACCUUGUUCCGGAGUGGCUGGAUCAAGAGCAGUUCGGUGUGGAGGCGGCCGGGUCUGGAGGAGGCGGUGGAGGGAGCGUGCGCCAUCCGAGACUCCUUCCUGUCCUCCAUCCCGGGGAAGAACGCGGCACAGUACGAACUGACCGUGGCCAUCGAGCCAGGGCUGCUGUUCGAGCUGAUGGAGUCCCUGCAGGAGGCGCCAUCCUCCACCUGCUCGCAGCUGGCCGAGCUCAUGAUGGCGGCGCGGGUCCACCUGUGCAGCCAGUUGCCGCGGGACCUUCCGGCCGACGCCCUGCUGAGCCACGGCAGCUUCCUCAUCAACCUGGAGGGUGGCGUCAUUCGUGAGGACAGCGCAUACAGCAUCGCCGUGGUGCCAACGGCCGCCGAGCGCUGCGCGCGCUGCCGUCGCUACACUGCCGAGUCGGCAGACUGCCUGUGUCCACGCUGCCAGAGCGUUGUGGCCCCCCCGCUGACCUGAGCUCGUCGAGAUGGAAUGAAACGCUUUACAGAACUGCAUUGUCACUGUGUGACGUGGACCCCGGGGGGGGGAGGGGCUUCCGGCUGUGAGUGUGAACGUUCAUGUAAGAUAAUAAAUGAAUGAAUGAGUCUGGAGGUGUUUAUUC
Messenger RNA from Synchiropus splendidus (mandarinfish), 3209 nucleotides. It is a transcript of the gene iars2, whose product is annotated as isoleucyl-tRNA synthetase 2, mitochondrial. NCBI's taxonomy places the organism in Eukaryota, Metazoa, Chordata, Actinopteri, Syngnathiformes, Callionymidae. The coding region runs from base 29 to 3064 and encodes 1011 amino acids. The record is from RefSeq and is a predicted model, not a curated record. The transcript is spliced from 24 exons. Gene Ontology annotation, molecular function: tRNA binding; isoleucine-tRNA ligase activity; aminoacyl-tRNA deacylase activity. Gene Ontology annotation, cellular component: cytosol. Gene Ontology annotation, biological process: isoleucyl-tRNA aminoacylation.